This is a messenger RNA of Mycotypha africana, 1182 nucleotides long. Its product is annotated as regulator of chromosome condensation 1/beta-lactamase-inhibitor protein II. The coding region runs from base 1 to 1182 and encodes 393 amino acids. Lineage: Eukaryota; Fungi; Mucoromycota; Mucoromycetes; Mucorales; Mycotyphaceae. The record is from RefSeq and is a predicted model, not a curated record. The transcript is spliced from 6 exons.
AUGAGCAGCCUGUUGAGAUCAGGAGUUAGGUAUGGGCAUGGUCAGGCGAUAAAAAGGCCAGUGCUUUACGGUUGGGGACAUUCCUAUGCUUUACCUUUGAGGAAAGGGCACAUGGAUCGAGUAUUUACAAAGCCUACUCGUUUAGAGAGUGAGGAAGAUUAUGCUCUUGAUAAAAAUGAUAGCAUCGUCACUCAUGUAGCGGCAGGAUGGGGACACUCUUUGAUAGCUACUGACCAUCACCAAGUCCAUUCUUUUGGACUCAACCAAAGUGGACAGUUGGGACGUCCUUGUCCUGCCCCGACGGCCACCGUUUUCAGUGCCCGCCAAUGGAAGGAGGAUGCCCGUGUUCAAUUUCUGGCCUGUGGACGCGAGCAUUCACAUAUUGUAGUACAAGACAAGGCGAAGGAUACCCAAUUGUACUCUUUUGGAAACAACAUGUUUGGACAACUGGGGUUGGGCAAAGAUAAACACACUGCUGCGUCUGGAGAGAGCGUGCGUCAAGAUACACCUCAGCUUGUGCCAUUUGGAACAGCCAUUCAGCAGAUCACUUGUGGGUUGGAUCAUACGAUUUUUGCAACAGAGGAUGAAGUGUACGGUAUGGGAUGGAGUGCGGAUGGACAACUGGGACAAGGCACAGAAGACAAAUGUUUGCCAUCGAAGCUACCGUUGUCUUUACCGAUUCAAAAAAUGUCGACGUCUACAGAUUUUACUUUGCUGCUCGACAAGACGGGUUCUUUGUGGACAUGGGGUAAUUCUGAAUAUGGUCAAGGCGCUCAAAAUAAAGUCAUCGAUAGGAUACUGGAACCACUGACAAUAGAAGGAGCCCAAGACGUAGUGGAUGUUGCUGCUGGAGGCCCUUUUUCUGUCUUUUUAAAAGACAACGGUAAAGUGUACACCUGCGGCUAUGGAGCUUUAGGUCUGGGAAAGGACACACUACAGACACUUCAGCUGACGGAAGUAGAUGGCUUGGAAAAUGUUGAAAGAAUCUAUGCCGCAACGGAUUACGCUGCGGCCCUUACCGCCAAUGGAGAAUUGUUUACAUGGGGAUUGAAUGGAGCCAGUGGUAGACUAGGUCAAGGGCAUUGUGAGCAUUCGUUCAAGCCAAAGCAUGUCCAUAUAGGCAAAAGAGUAUUGGAUUUAGCCUUAGGAACGCAUCAUGCAUUAGCACUCGUUGAAGAAUAA